Molecule: messenger RNA, 593 nt
Organism: Labrus bergylta (ballan wrasse)
Lineage: Eukaryota; Metazoa; Chordata; Actinopteri; Labriformes; Labridae
Source: RefSeq, a predicted model, not a curated record
CAUCAUAUUCACCGUGGAUGUUGUUCUGUUCGGCAGGUGUCGACCUGAUCACAGCGUGUGACAUCCGCCUGUGUACCCAGGACGCCUGGUUCCAGAUCAAGGAAGUUGAUAUUGGACUUGCAGCAGACGUUGGAACUCUUCAGAGACUUCCUAAACUCAUCGGCAGCCGCAGCUUAGUGAACGAGCUCGCUCUGACUGCCAGGAGGAUGUACGCUGAUGAAGCCAAGAGCAGUGGACUGGUCAGCCGAGUGUUUGCAGAUAAGGAGACGAUGAUGGCUGGAGCUCUGGAGAUGGCCGGGGAGAUCGCUGGUCGCAGCCCUGUAGCUGUGCAGGGAACCAAAAUCAACCUCAUCUACUCCAGAGACCACAGUGUAGCAGAGGGACUGGACUACAUGGCUUCGUGGAACAUGAGCAUGCUUCAGACUCAAGAUGUGAUGAAGUCAGCUCAGGCCUCCAUGGAGAAGAAAAGCCCCAAGACGAUAAAGUUCUCCAAACUCUAAAUGUCACAGAGGCAAAGUUCAGAUCAACACAAAGCUGCCAUUUUAUUUUUUCCCUGUUGCCUUUUUUUUGGGGGGGAAGGAGAGAAUAUGUGA